UAAACCCCUUUAAUUAAUUUUUAAAUUCUAUAUUUGGCUCACAAUUAUUUCUUUUUAACAUUUUAUUUUUAGUUGAUUUUUCAUUGACUACUCAAGAUCUAAAAUUUUCUUUUACAUAUAAAACCUAAAAGAAAACAUAUAAAGCAGUUUCAAUCCCUCCACCAAAUUUUCUGCUGAUACUUUCCCCAUUAAGGGUUUUCCACAAGCUGGUUGAUGAAAUUGUCAAUGAGCUUUUGUGGAAACCUUUGAUGUUUUGUAUGUGGAUGUGAAUUGGUAUAAAUCGGGUUUAUUCGAAAAGGAAUGAUCAUUCGAUCGAAUAAGAAUGGAGCUUUAUACUGCAAAUUGUCUGUCCACCGAAAACAAACCUACUCUUGAGCUUUCAAAAUUAGUCAAAGAAGAGAAAAGCUCGGUGAAAACGAACAGCGAAAACACCCUUACACUUGUUAAUCAUGGUGCAAAGAUGUGGCAAGAGAACAGGGAAAAAUGGGUGGGAGAUCAAUCUCGACAAAGAAAAAACACUGCAAAGGAUCAGAUUAUAAGCUGGUCUACUACAUAUGAAGAUCUUCUCUCAACUCAUGAACCUUUCUCGGAGUCGAUUCCUUUACCCGAGAUGGUGGACUUUCUGGUCGAUAUUUGGUACGAUGAAGGCCUUUACGAUUAGAAGAAUCUAACAAUGCCACGAACUAGAUUGACAAAGAACAAAGGACAGAUUCAAUUAUGGUAUGAAGUUAAAUCUUUAGGAGUUGUGAAAACAUCUACAGAUAUGAUGAACUAUCUAUUUGUUAUAUCCAUAUACUGUAUCUUGAGAAAAAGACUGACCACUCACAUACUCCAUCUUUAACAUUUAUAUGAUUUGUUAAAAUGGGAAGGAACAAGAAUUACAAAAUGGAUUCCAAAUAAGAUUUUGAUCACCUUACAUCAAAA
This is a messenger RNA of Arabidopsis lyrata subsp. lyrata, 924 nucleotides long. RefSeq lists its product as uncharacterized. NCBI's taxonomy places the organism in Eukaryota, Viridiplantae, Streptophyta, Magnoliopsida, Brassicales, Brassicaceae. The coding region runs from base 323 to 661 and encodes 112 amino acids. The transcript is spliced from 6 exons. The record is from RefSeq and is a predicted model, not a curated record.